Pisolithus orientalis is the source of this 3404-nucleotide messenger RNA. RefSeq lists its product as uncharacterized. Gene Ontology annotation, biological process: nuclear envelope organization. The record is from RefSeq and is a predicted model, not a curated record. Gene Ontology annotation, cellular component: nuclear envelope; meiotic nuclear membrane microtubule tethering complex. The coding region runs from base 240 to 3248 and encodes 1002 amino acids. Gene Ontology annotation, molecular function: protein-membrane adaptor activity. The transcript is spliced from 4 exons. Lineage: Eukaryota; Fungi; Basidiomycota; Agaricomycetes; Boletales; Pisolithaceae.
UGAGCGUUUGUCCUCCGAGUCCAUACAUAAGUUGCCUGCUCACUGCUAUCCACAACGACGACGACGGACUACUGACAACUUCAUAUCGCAGAGAAGCCGUGAAAACGCUAAUUAACCAGCCGCACGGCUUCUGUGCUCAAUUUACAUUCAUACAACACGCCCAUCACGCCGUGAAAACGUGUUCUGCCUAUACCUCGCUAUUCGCGUGCUCGUUCUCGACUGCCACCCUGGAAUAGUACAUGUCAUUCUCGGGUACUCCGCUUGGUCAAGGCAGGCGUCUAGAUCACCGCACUUUCCUCAAUAAACCAAACCUUGUCACAACCCAUCAGCACACUUUCAACCCUAGACCAACCGCGCUUCAUCCUACGAACAGUUCCAUUCCCGCUUCAUACGCAUACGGUGCCCCAACCGCAGGUUCCCGAUCACCACCGAAAUUAACCUCCACGUCUUCACGUUCCGCACCCACACUGGACUCCACAGACAACCAGGACGAAACAGCCCUCGUCCGUUACGCUCGCUUAAAACGUGACCAAUCCCACAAUUCUUCCCUCAACCCGGAGAAGUGGGCUGUCAAAGACACCUCCGUAAACAUCGCAACCGCAUUCAACCAAGCUGCCUCGACGUCAUACGAGAUGCAUCCAAGCAACCCGAAUAACUCUUGGGCGUCCGGCUCGCAGACCAACUUGAAUGUGCCCCGUAGUACUUCGGUCGAAUAUGAGAAAGAAACCCAUUCCACCAGCAACCGACGGCUGGCAGCACCCCCCAGCCGCCUCACCCAACGUACAAACAGGAAACCGUUGUCUAAACAGACCUCGGGGUUAACACAUGUGUCGGACUCCGAAGGCGAGGAUCAACCCCAGUUGCAAUCCCUUUCCGUCGAACAUAGCGUGCGCGCUAAGAGUCCGUUAGAAUCUGUGCUGGAUAUUUCGAGACGCGCAUUGGAUUCUGCUACGUCGUUUUACAUGCGACAACGCUCCACAGAACCCGCAGAUAAUUCUGCAGCGACUACCAAUGGGAGGGAGUCGAGUUAUGACUACGCCCCGGAGGAGCGCGAGUAUCAGGAACUCCAGCGACAAAUAGCUGAACACACACAGGAACAGAGCCAAGAGCAGGAACAGCAACCCGCUGCCAAAAAGAAUACCCACAGGCGAAAUAGAAUGUCCCUGGACAACAAAGCCUACCGUCCGUCGCAGUCUGACUUGGAAGAGUCAGACGAUAAUGUCUCAGAUGAUGGGAGGAAACGGAAAAAGAAGGCUAAGAAGAAGGAUAUGGGGCCAGGCGUUCUGACUUCGUUACCAGUAGCCGGCUACGAUAAACGAAGGAGGAGAAGGAAAGGUACCAAGCUUUCGGCGACAGGCGAAGUGGUGGACGACCAAGGUAGUAGUAGCGGGAGUGAGGAGCGUUCUUCUGCGCAACAAACUGUCGCUCGUCAGAAUUCUGUCUUACGAACUUCCGUACCACCACCGUCGCGAAACUCUGUCCCUCGGGGUUCAGCUCCCACAGAAACCCAAGGUUACCUCCCCACAGAUAUUUCUAUGGAUGUGGAGUCUGGACUAGAGACAUCUGGCCUGGAAACCAUCCAUGAGACUGAUGAACCACCAUUGGUUGACGGUAUUGUCAAUACGUCUGACCGUUCUUCACGCUCGUUCUCCCUUGGAGGUUUCCUAGGAUGGCUCGUCAACCGAGUCUAUAGGUUCUUCUACGGGAUAUUAACUCACAUCCUUCGCACCAUCACGCUCACCUUCCUGGUAUUCGGUCGCGUACUGGGAUCGGUUGUCGACGUCCUUGUCCAGAAACCCAUUGCUUUGUUAUCAAAUACUAGCCCUCGACCAUUCAUAUUGCUUGGCAAAUUUGCGAUCGUUGCAUUGGCUAUCUACGUCUCAUGGUUCAAACUCUACGAUCCUCUAAUCGAAAUGCUUCCUUCUCGCGUAAUACACCGACAAUACUAUGCUCCCGAUACCCCCGUGACGAACUUUGACGAGCUUACCGCACGAUUACAAAACAUCGAAUCCGCUCUUUCUGGACUUUCUCUCGAUCAUCAACGCGCACGUGCACAGCAGGACCUUGAAGCCCGCGCGCAUGGCGAAGUCGUCAACAGGAUAUAUGCUCUCGAGGCUCGCCUUCGGGAAGAGACCAGGCGCGCUGCGGAUGCCGAGUCACAGCACCAGACUUCCGCUAGCCAGGGACUCAUCGAAAUGAAGAGGCAGUUAGAAGCAUUACAAGGGCAAAUAAGGGUGAUCGAGUCGGCUCCUCGGGAGACCGUUACCCAUAUUCCUUCCCCGGGCCAUGAUGUUGAGGCUCUGGAGAAACUGAAGUUAUUCGAAGAACGCUUAGGUUCUGUCGAAGGUGGGAUCAAGGAAGCGAUCGAGUUAUCCCAAAAAUCGAAGGUACCCUCGCGAUCAUCGGACAGUCCCGCUUGGUGGUCGAAGUUAACGCCUGGCACUGCAACUGAUACCGAUCUUACCAUCAAAGCAAGCGAUGGUUCUGAUGUAACGUCGUUGAUAUCCCAACUUGUUAAUUCUGCUGUCACCCGAGUGUCCACUCAAGAUAUCGUUUCACGUGCCGACUUCGCGUUGCAUUCUGCUGGAGCACGACCAAUACCACAUCUUACGUCGCACACGCUUGAAUUACGCCCAUCGACAUUCCGCGGUCCAGUUGGUCGAUCACCGAUUACGGCUCUUCAUCAGGAUACCCAUAGUGGACUGUGUUGGCCGAUGCGUGGUGACUUCGGUCAGCUGGGUGUGGCGCUUGCAUCUCCUGCUUACAUUUCCGACUUUACCAUUGAUCACGUGGCGAAGGAAGUCGCUUUCGAUUUGCGAGGUGCCCCUAGGGACUUGGAGGUGUGGGGUCAGGUGGAGGGGAAGGAGAAUCUCGAGAAAGUGAUGUCAUGGUUAGCAGAGCGCGCCGCACAGCGGGCUGAGCGGCAACAACGCGCCGAAGAAUCAGGUGUACCUUUCGAAGAAGAUGAGCCCCAAGAAGACGCAUACCCAGCGACGCUGCCCAAGGACAAGGCAUUCGUUCGACUUGCUUCUUUUACGUACGACGUUCACUCGCCGUCGAGCAUACAAACCUUCCCUAUACGCCCGGAAGUGCGCCAGCUUGGAGUCGACUUUGGCGUCGUGGUCCUCGUGAUCAAGAAUAACUGGGGAAAGAAAGAGUAUACAUGCUUAUACCGCUUCCGUGUGCAUGGUGAACAGUUCGGUGGGAUGCCCCAACCUGUUGCAUCGCAGGCUCAAGAAGACUCGUGAUGAGUAGUAGGUGGUGACCAAGUAAUGAAGAGUCGCUCAGAUGUAUAUGUUGUGAUUCCCUAUUGCUUCUUUUGUUAUCCAUCAUAUAUCUAUGCAAUAGUUGUCGUUGAUGCAUGGGCUUUCGAAUUGUAGAUCACUUCUGUUACUGCGCUGCCA